Molecule: messenger RNA, 1318 nt
Organism: Scylla paramamosain (green mud crab)
Lineage: Eukaryota; Metazoa; Arthropoda; Malacostraca; Decapoda; Portunidae
Product: sodium-coupled monocarboxylate transporter 1-like
Exons: 6
Coding region: 45-1124 (359 amino acids)
Biological process (GO): transmembrane transport; sodium ion transport
Cellular component (GO): membrane
Molecular function (GO): symporter activity
Source: RefSeq, a predicted model, not a curated record
GCCAACUCACACUCACCAUUCCGCUCGUCGAAGUUACAUCCACCAUGGAGGCAGCCGAGGAAGCUUCUGGGAUAGACACAACUGACUUUCACUUCGGAGUCGCGGACUGGACCAUAUUUGUUCUCUUGUUGGUGACGUCCGUGGUUAUCGGGGUGGUCAUCGCCGUGAGGGACCGUGGACGUGCCAGCACUCUAGAAUUCCUGCUGGGGGGCAGAAACAUGCCACCCAUCGCUGUGGCAUUCUCCCUGCUGGGAGGCUGGGUGUCUGCUAUCUCCAUAUUAGGGAACUCGACGGAGGUCUACUUCCACGGCACUCAGAUCACCACCACCAUGCUCGGCGUCAUACCCGCCAUCAUCGUCAUGCACCAGAUCAUCACUCCUAUCUUAUAUAACCUCAGACUCUAUUCCAUCAAUGAGUACCUGGAGUUGCGAUACCGAAGCGCGGCGCUGCGGAAGGUUGGAACCAGUGUCACUCUCCUAUAUGAGUCCGCCUACUCUGGCAUAUGCCUGUAUGCUCCGUCGCUCGCUCUCGCCACCGUCACCAGCAUCUCCCCCUUCAAUUCCGUACUCAUCGCGGGUGCCAUUGUCACCUUCUAUAUCACUGUCGGCGGCGUGAAGGCGGUGGUGUACACAGACGUGCUGCAGACGCUGCUUAUGUUGGGAGGAGUGUUGGCGGUGGUGGUGAUGUGCUGCAUGGAGGCUGGCGGUGUGGAAAAGGUGUGGGCCACAGCUGGGCAGGGCGGCCGACUGGAGUUCUUCAACCUAGACACCAGCCUCCACGUCCGCCACACUUUCUGGUCCACCGUCUGCUUAGGCUUCGCCAUGACGAUAAACAUUAUCGCAACAGAGCAGGCAAUUUAUCAACGUCUUGCUUCCGUUAAGAGCCUCAGGAUUUCCAAACGACUCGUGUGGUUCUUCCUGGUUGGGUUGUGGUGCAUGUGGAUUGUAUUCUUCUUCUCCGGCCUGGUCGCCUACGCCACCUACAGCACUUGCGACCCUCUCACCUCAGGCAAGAUCAAGAAGCCGGACCAGAUCAUUCCUUUCUUGAUCACCGACAAGCUGGGCUACAUCCCUGGUCUGUCCGGCGUGUUCGUGGCGGCAGCGUACGGCGGGAUGCUCAGGUGAGAGGGUAGGUGAGCUAGUAGAGGUGCAGGGAAGAAAGGAUCAUGUGUGAAACUGUGCAGAAGUAAGGAAUAGGCGUUUAAAGCUUACAUGGAGUUGAAAACAACCAACGUUUUCGAAGAUGAUGUUAAUUCCUCCAUCUAAUAGGUGAAGACAAUCUCGGGUCGUUACAGUUAUCGACAAAAAAUAAACAAAUA